This is a messenger RNA of Dipodomys ordii (Ord's kangaroo rat), 595 nucleotides long. It is a transcript of the gene Rpl14, whose product is annotated as ribosomal protein L14. The record is from RefSeq and is a predicted model, not a curated record. Bases 6 to 554 code for a protein of 182 amino acids. The transcript is spliced from 3 exons. Gene Ontology annotation, molecular function: structural constituent of ribosome; RNA binding. Gene Ontology annotation, biological process: translation; ribosomal large subunit biogenesis. NCBI's taxonomy places the organism in Eukaryota, Metazoa, Chordata, Mammalia, Rodentia, Heteromyidae. Gene Ontology annotation, cellular component: ribosome; cytosolic large ribosomal subunit.
CAUGCAUGCUAGGCGAGCACUCUACCACUGAGCCACCUUCCCAGCUGUCCACGGGGUCUCACCGGUGGUCUUCACUGUGUUGCAGCGCCCGGCAGAAGUACGUGCGCAAAGCGUGGGAGAAGGCAGACAUCAAUACGAAGUGGGCAGCCACCCGGUGGGCCAAGAAGAUUGACGCCAGGGAAAGGAAAGCCAAGAUGACAGACUUCGAUCGCUACAAAGUCAUGAAGGCCAAGAAGAUGAGGAAUCGACUCAUCAAGAACGAAGUGAAGAAACUGCAGCGAGCUGCUCUCUUGAAAGCGUCUCCCAAGAAAGCCCCAGUGGCCAAGGCCGCCAUCGCUGCCGCCGCCGCCGCAGCUGCAGCCGCCAAGGGCAAAGGCAAAGGCUCAGCCCCAGCCAAGAAGGGCGACGCCACCGCCAAGAAGCCCCUGGCCCAGAAGGCCGCCGCCCCAAAAGCCGCGGGAGCCAAGGCCGCGCAGCCUCCCAAGGCACAGAAAGGCGCCAAGCCCCCCGCAGCCAAGCCGGCCGCCCCCAAAGCGGCCGGCAAGAAAGCCUAGUGCAGAUCUUGCGAGGAAUAAAGGUUUGCUUUAUGUUGGCA